AAUUGUUCAACUACAGGUAUGUAUUCACUAUACAUUGCAGAAAAGGCAGAGGAGGCGCUUAUUCUUUAAAAGAAUCUGUUGCACAUUUUUGUGUGUUGCAAGCCGUACUGUUAUUAGCAUAACGAAACGCCCAUUUUGUUAAUUGAACGAAGAGUUUGAGAGAAAGCGAGAGAAUGUGAAGUCACAUCUUUCUGCACGCCGUAGGUUUUCCUUUGUUGAAGUAGCGUUGGUGUUUGACACGUUGGCAGCCUUGGGCAUCUGCUUGAGGUAGAAAGCUAAAUGACGACUGUUUGACUGUUUAAUGCCUUGGCGACAAUAUGUUGGGCGCACUCUUGCUGAUUCUAACUCCCAUAAACGGGUUGUGUUUGGCUUUCGGCUCGUGGAUGACAUAUUUAUACUGUUGGAUGUUCAGUAUCUGGGUCCUGAAUUUUUUUUCUGGAAGUUAUUUCUGGAGGGAAGUCUGCGAAUCUGAGCAGAUCUGCACAAAUGAUGAACCAGAUCACAUUGAAGUGACAAAAAAGCAAGAUCUACAUUCUGUGCCAGAUUGUGUUGACACUGGCAUAAUCAAUCAGGUGGCACAACCAGAACAUUCUUCUUACCUUAAUGUAAAAGCAUCUCUUGAAAAAGUGUUUGAUUGCUUGUACAAUCAGCUAUUUUUACCUUGUUACAAUGAUCCCAAACCUGACAAACAGGACCAAGUGUUAUAUUGUGUGCUACAGAGAAAUUUCACUAGAAUCAUUGAUCAUGUCAUUGAAAGAGCUACACACAUUAACCUCCAAGCUACAGCUGUGGAUUUCAUCAGAAUUGUGACGUCACAUUUGAAGGACAUCAAGCGAAAUCCCAGGAGAAUGCCAAGCUUGAUGAGACAUGAUGAGAUUACCUUUUUGAGAAUGUGCUCUAAGACUUUCAUUUCUGAUCUGCCUGUUCUCGAUCGUCAGGUGAAUGAUGUUCAAGAAUUGCUGACCGAAAUUUUGGCAUUUAGAGUGCAAUCCAUUGUAAAUUUGAUGUCAGAUCCAGAUUUUAUCAACCAGCGGCUUAUCAGUUUCUUGAGUGACUCUGAAUGUGAAAUGUCAGAUCAGCAGCAGUUUACAGUAGAAAUGCAUGGCAACUUUCCACAGGAGAUAGGAGAUGGAACUGAGCAAAUACCACCACCUGAAGAGCAGGUUAAGGUUGUGCCAAAGAAGAAACCUAAAGGAAGAUUUAAGAAGAUUGUGAAAUGCAAAUCUGCACUAAAUAGAUUAUUCAAAAGUAAACGUAACCGUGCAAAACCUGCUCAGCUUUCAGGUACAUGUAUGCUUCAGGAUGCUGACAUCGUGUGUGAUGGCAUGGAAUCUACUGAUAAUCCCAAUUAUCAUUUCCGUAGCUGUAAUAUGGAACAUUUGAAUAUGUCUUUUACUGAGGAUGGUGACAUCGAUUGUAAUAGUGUGAAAUCUGCUGAUAGUCUUGAUUUUAUUCAUUCUGUCUGGCAAGAGGAAAGUUGGACGAUGACGGUUACUGAGGUGUCUUUGGAACAUAAAGAGGUCUUUUGCACACUUCGCCUCCAAAAAAGAGAUGGCAUUACUUACUUGGAUCUGAAAAAGUCACUGAAGGAUCUAGAAAAUCUUCAGAGAAGUACUAACCAGGUUUCUGUUCCAAUAUUCAAUUAUGAUCUUUGCACGAUCCAAAGGAACCUACCUGAUAAUGAGUUACUAGAAGAAGCAAAAGCAGUGCUUAAUACAUUCUUAUCGAAUUUGAAUGAACAAGAACAAUACAGAAAUGAGAUAUUUGAGUUUCUAUUUUCUGAAGAGGAAAGAGUGGAGAUGAACAACAUUUUAGGUGACUUGUUUUUCAACAAUGACUUCGCAAGUGAAGACACUGAAGAUGAAAAUGAAGAUGAAAUACAGAGCAACAGCUCACUAAAUUGCAAUUCUGAGGAUGAAUUCAGUCAAGAGAAUGACCUGGAAACGGAUGCUGUGCCUUGUUUUGAAGAGAACCGGCUGCAGUUUAGACCAAUGAUGUCAGCUUAUUGUGUACAAUCCAAAAGGUUAUGUUUAAAAGAGUCGUCUCCUAGAAAAGCAAAACUAAGAAAAAAACAGCAUUAUGUUGAUAAAGAAAGACCCUUGGAAAAGGAAGCAUUCAGUGCAGUACUUGACCUUGUCAAACAAAUAUGUGAUUCAAAACUGGCCUGUAUAAUUCUGUUUGUUGCGGAGAACCUUAGAAAAAUUUCUGAAAAAUUCACAAAUAUAUGGAGUCAUGUUAAUGUUGAUGAGAAAAUAAUUGAGUCAUACAUUGACUCUCUUAGAGAUACACUCUGGCCUAAUGGUUUGCCACAAGAAACCUAUCCUGAAAGAAGACCUGAAGAGAAAUUAAAAACCAAAGAACAAGUACAGAAUUUGCUUCAUGAAAAGUUAAUUACUUACAGUGGUAAUAAGGUUUAUGUUUUAAUGAAAUUAAAACAUAUCACAGAGGGGCUUGUGUUUCUUCAAAAUGCUGAUGACAACAAGAUACUGCUUUAUAAACUGCUGUUUCGUUUCUUAAAUAUAUUCAUACCAGAAAACAAAAUUCUGUCAACUGAAAACAUUCCCUGGAUAAAUGCUGAAGACUACAACCAACGAAAACCAAAAUGAGCAUCUUAUCUGUGCCAAAGAUAGCAUUCCGCUGUACCUACGAGGAAAUAACAACUGCUGCAGUACCUCUCACGAGGGAAAUACAACACUCUACUGCUACAGGCAGGUGUGAACACGCAGUAUGUGUUAAAAAGUCAUAGGGAUUCCCAGCAUGUUUAAAAUGGCAAAAUUGUAUAUGUUAACGUUAUUUUAUGAAAUAUACAAAUUUCUUUAAAGUUUUAUUUUUACUGUAAAUUUUAAAAAUAUGUAAACUGCUAUUCAAGUAUAUUAAUUUUGUUAAGUAUAUGUUGAAUUCUCUUUUAUAACAAAUAAGAAUGUUAUAAAUAUAUUUUACAUUACACAUUUCUAUUGAAAAGAAUCACUGUUGUUAUUUCUUUGUGUUAAAAAAAUAAGUGUACCAUGUGUCCACAGUAUUAGGUGCACUUUGUUGUGGAUAACUUGGCAGUGACUGAAUUAUUGUGGCAAAAAAGACCAUGAGAUGAAAAACUGACCAAAUGAAAAUGGAACAUCUCUGUCAGAAAGCAGGCAGAGGUCAAAACCUGGAAAUCAAAAAGAGAAUCGAAUGUCUAAACCCAAUGUACUUAAUGCAGUCCAAGGAGGCCGGCAGUUUUUAUUCUAACCAAGACUUACUUUUAACUGGAACGGCCAUCUUAAUUAAGCAUAUUCUUCAUUAGACAGAAUACUACAUUAAAAAGUAACACAAUAAUAUUAACUUUUCAAGGAAUUAAAACAUGGCAUUUUCUACACCUUGGGACUUUGCUUUAUUUGGAAAUGCUAUGGUUAUUUAAGCAGUCAACUGAUAAUGAUUUUACAGGGGAAAUGUUAUUAAAACAGCCAUUUCUCUUUAGCAUGAAGUGCCUGUUUCCUUUUUUUCCAGUUAUUUUUAGUGAAAUUGAAAGUGAAUUACUGUCAGGUAACAAAGAACAGACAGAGAUGCAGAUGACAGCAGCAGCUAUUUCACUGCUCUUUCUGCUUUUGUGAUCAUUAGCCAUCAAUUUAAAAAGACAAAUAUCAAAGAAACGAAAGCAGCCAAAUCCUAAAUGGAAAGAUCAAUUCAACUUAGUCAUACUUAUUAAAUUUCUCUUUAAAGUUAAUCAACCCUGUUUUGCAUUUCUGGAUUGACACAAUAAAAUUUGAAACUGGCAAAUAACUGGAUAUUGAAGUAAUACAGGAGUUCGAUUCAUUUAAAAAUUGGUUGGAAUAAAAACAUGCAACCAGUGCAGCCUCCACGGACAGAACUGAGUAGCAUGGGUUUGAGCCAAAAGAGCGAAAAGUAAACCUGGAGACAAAGUAACAGAAGUAUAGAGUGAGGAACCAAAAGUAACUAUGAACUAACUAGAGAGUUACUGCUUCUAACUAUACCAGAGAGAACUUCUUUAGUGUUUCUUCAAUCCACCACGGUACAUAGGAGAAGCUGGGUGCCACCAUUUUAUAGCAGAAGCUCAAUGACUUUACACAAUGUGUCACCAAGGAUCCCAUACUAGUAACAGGUCCAAAGGUACUACAAAAUGGCAACCAAAAUAUGACAGUAAAAAAAAUGUAAUUAUUUAAAUCGCAAAGAAUUCAUAAGAAAUCACAAGCUCAAAAUCAGAAUUUUAUGCAUGAAACUAGUGAAUUGGUUCUUUAUUUUGCCUCAGAAGAGCUGGAUCUGUCAGGCCAUGUCAGAUGUCCAGCAAAAGUACACUGGAUACAUGUCACAUACAGUACUUGUUGGAUCUUUUGCUAUAAUGGGUGCAUGGCUGAAAUAAAAUCAGGGAGCUGAGGAAUCCACUACAUUGAACAGAAUUUACAGUCAUGUUUCAGUAACUAUUUUGAAACUUUACUACCAAGUUACAAGGAGCAAAAUCUGUGAAAAGGCCCAUCUAGAGAUGGGUUCUUUAUUACCAUCUGCUGUAAAAUCAUUAGUAACAAUGUUUAGAAAUUUAGCACUUGUAGUUGUUUGUGUGUGUAUGCCACUCGUGGAGACCUAAAGUGUGCUAUGAAAAUACACCCCUUCAACAUUAAAUUGCCAUAUUGAUUUUGUGA
Messenger RNA from Erpetoichthys calabaricus (reedfish), 4631 nucleotides. RefSeq lists its product as uncharacterized. The transcript has 17 exons. Gene Ontology annotation, cellular component: intracellular membrane-bounded organelle. The record is from RefSeq and is a predicted model, not a curated record. Bases 318 to 2606 code for a protein of 762 amino acids. Gene Ontology annotation, molecular function: phosphatidylinositol binding. NCBI's taxonomy places the organism in Eukaryota, Metazoa, Chordata, Cladistia, Polypteriformes, Polypteridae.